Aspergillus homomorphus CBS 101889 is the source of this 1238-nucleotide messenger RNA. Its product is annotated as putative iron-sulfur cofactor synthesis protein (Isu1). Gene Ontology annotation, molecular function: 2 iron, 2 sulfur cluster binding; ferrous iron binding. Gene Ontology annotation, cellular component: cytoplasm; mitochondrial matrix. Gene Ontology annotation, biological process: intracellular iron ion homeostasis; iron-sulfur cluster assembly. The transcript is spliced from 2 exons. Bases 159 to 767 code for a protein of 202 amino acids. The record is from RefSeq and is a predicted model, not a curated record. Lineage: Eukaryota; Fungi; Ascomycota; Eurotiomycetes; Eurotiales; Aspergillaceae.
AAUCUUUCAUCACACCCUGUCCGUCCAACUAUCCAUCUACCAACCUACCUUACUCGCAUUCUCAUCACGACCAAUACUUUCAACCACCACUAUAUCUCCUGACACUUAAUCGCACGAUACCCCUUUGUUUCAGUACACCCUCUUCACAUACCAAAACAAUGUUCCGCCGCCUCGCCACAGUCGCUCCCCGCUCUGCGGGCGUUCUCUCGCCUCGCAUCAUCGCCCCGGCCGUCGCCGGCGUGCAAACCCAGACCCCGAGCCUGCGGGCUCCCACUUCCUCUCCGCUCCAGCCCCAGCAGCGCAGAGGAUAUCACGAGAAGGUCCUCGACCACUACUCCAACCCCCGCAACGUCGGAUCGAUGGCCAAGAGCGUCGACGUCGGCACGGGUCUCGUCGGUGCCCCGGCCUGUGGUGACGUGAUGAAGCUUCAGAUCCGCGUCGACAAGGACACCAACGUGAUCAGCGACGUCAAGUUCAAGACCUUCGGCUGCGGUAGUGCCAUCGCCAGCUCCAGCUACCUGACCGAGUUGGUGCGCGGCAUGACUCUCGACGAGGCCGCCAAGAUCCGCAACACUGACAUCGCCAAGGAGCUGUGCUUGCCCCCUGUGAAGUUGCACUGCUCCAUGCUUGCCGAGGAUGCCAUCAAGUCCGCCAUCUCCGACUACUACACCAAGAACCCCAAGGCCGUGAAGACCAACCUGGCGGGCACUGGUGCUUCGAUCCCGGACCUUCACGCUCAGCCCGAGAAGGCUGCCCCUGUCGCUUAAACAGAAUAAUGAAAAAAAAGGACCAAAAAAAAAAUUUGAACAGAAUUCCACAAAAUGAAAAACAGAAGAUAUUUCAAUUUGAAAGGCGAUACCACGAUACGAAAUUUCUUCUUUCUUGCAUCGUUUUUCGAAAUCAUUGGAGUGGAGGCAGAGCAAUAAAUGAUGAGGUCUAUUCUAUUCGCCAAGCUAGUGGGUCUCUCUCUCUAAUUGAAAAAGAGUGAGAGAGCCACGAAAAGCAACAGCUAUGGGAUAAGAAUGUUCUCAUUUGUUUUUUUCCUAUUCUCAUUGUGGAUUUGGGACGGAGUUGUCUGUUUCUUUACUUCACUACUGUACAGCAUUCUUUUCCAUUUUUCUUUUCGCCGCGAACUUUCUACUCCCAGCUAAACAAGGCAAGACAAGGCAGGCCGUUGUGAUUGAUUGACUCAUUGAAUACAUUAUAUAGCACAUUUUACCCAAUCACAAUCUUUCAAC